UUGUGAAGGAGCUAAAUGACAUAUUACCCUAAUACACUUGACAUAUAUCAGGGCCGUACAGGAAUCCGUUCCUAUGUGGGCAGUGUUGCACUUUGUAAACAGGUAGAGGAAAAGCGAAACAGUUUAAAGCGCCGUAUGGCUUUGUAGGCUUGUAGCAGACUAACAAGUAUCAGUAAGGGGGAGAGGGAGAUCUUUGAGAGAGAAAGAGAGAGGAUGCUAGGAAAGAGGUUGGCUUCAACCCUUCUGAAGAUUUCUCCGGCAACCCAGUCUGCAAGGCUUUCCAUGUCUACGGAGGAAGGGAAGACCAAGAAUUUGGGUCGCAAGGUGGUCUCAGUUUUGUUGCUUAGUCUCACGGGUGGUGUUGCUUUGAGUGCUCUUGAUGAUCUUGCAAUUUAUCAUGGAUGUAGCAGAGUUACUAGGUAUCAAAUCUCUCUCCAUGGCAUAAAAGCAGUUAUGGACCUUGCCAUGGAAAAAGCAAGUCAGAGCCAAGCAAUUAAGGAUGCUCUUGGUGAACCUAUUGUGAAGGGGCCAUGGUACAAUGCCUCACUGGCAGUCGCUCACAAGAGGCACUCUGUAUCUUGCACGUUUCCAGUGUCUGGACCACAAGGGACUGGUGUGUUUCAAUUGAGGGCUGUUCGUCAUGGAGAUGGCCACAAAUGUUUGAUGGGGAGAAGGAGAUGCAUAACAGAGUAAAAAAAUCAGCUAAUUAGCUGACUCAGCUAUUAAUUAGAUUCACAGUUCAUUUGUAACAUGAGUGGCAAGACUGUCGUUAUGGAAAUGACUUUUCUUUGCUGGUUAUAUAUUCCAGCUCUAAAUUAACAUGGAUGAAGAAAAAGAAAAUCACUAGUUCUGAUGGGCCUCUUUUUAUCAUUCCAUGGUAAUCACCAGAAAGUCUUAAGAUGCAACCAACUAAUAUUUUGUGUUGACAUUGUGGAACUUGCACGUAUUCAUAACUUUGUUAGUAUUAAGAUGAUGACCAUUUAACUGUUCCA
This is a messenger RNA of Macadamia integrifolia, 992 nucleotides long. RefSeq lists its product as uncharacterized. The coding region runs from base 214 to 693 and encodes 159 amino acids. The record is from RefSeq and is a predicted model, not a curated record. The transcript is spliced from 5 exons. NCBI's taxonomy places the organism in Eukaryota, Viridiplantae, Streptophyta, Magnoliopsida, Proteales, Proteaceae.